Molecule: messenger RNA, 1692 nt
Organism: Ramularia collo-cygni
Lineage: Eukaryota; Fungi; Ascomycota; Dothideomycetes; Mycosphaerellales; Mycosphaerellaceae
Product: probable glutamate decarboxylase/sphingosine phosphate lyase
Exons: 1
Coding region: 1-1692 (563 amino acids)
Biological process (GO): carboxylic acid metabolic process; sphingolipid catabolic process
Cellular component (GO): endoplasmic reticulum
Molecular function (GO): sphinganine-1-phosphate aldolase activity; pyridoxal phosphate binding
Source: RefSeq, a predicted model, not a curated record
AUGCCUUCAUCUUCGUCGUCGAUGCUGCGAAGGCAGUACAACCUUCGCCACUCCACCCUCCGCGAACUCAUCCUCACCCACGGCCUCGAUCUGCUGCGAAACCUUCUUCUCGCCCUGUUUGUCCUCCGUCUGGUACGAAAGACCUUUGUGCAGCUGCAAGGAUACGGACUCUGGGGAUCCAUUACACAAUUCUCCGCCGACGUCUAUCGUCGUUCAUAUGCUUUGUUCCUCCAGCUGCCUCCGGUUCAGAGCAAAGUGAGAGCCGACGUGACCAAGGCAAUCACCGAACUCGAAUCCAAACUCGUGCCCUCAGGCCCAGGACACACGGCUUUCACUGCACUUCCCGUGAAGGGAUGGACACCCGAUCAAGUUCGCGCCGAGCUGGAGAAGCUGGGUGAUAUGGAACACGUACGUUGGGAGGAUGGGAGAGUCAGCGGUGCCGUCUACCACGGUGGCAGUGACCUUGGCGACCUACAGAGCGAGGCCUUCAAGCGCUUCGGCGUGAGCAACCCCAUCCAUCCUGAUGUCUUUCCUGGGGUGCGCAAGAUGGAGAGCGAGAUCGUGGCAAUGACAUUGAGCCUGUUCAAUGCUCCCGAGACAGGCGCUGGAGUUACGACCUCUGGUGGAUCAGAGUCCAUUCUCAUGGCUGUUCUCUCCGCACGUCAAAAGGCAUACACAGAACGCGGCGUGACUGAGCCUGAGAUGAUUCUACCAAACACCGCUCAUACCGCUUUCCGCAAAGCAGGAGAAUACUUCAAGAUCAAGAUGCAUCUUGUGGCCUGUCCUGAACCCAGCUAUCGCGUUCACAUUCCCCACGUCAAACGUCUCAUCAACUCCAACACGAUUCUUAUCGUCGGCAGUGCUCCCAACUUCCCUCACGGCAUCGUGGACGACAUUCCCGCUCUUUCACGCCUUGCAAUCAAGUAUAGACUGCCGCUGCAUGUCGAUUGCUGUCUCGGUUCCUACGUUAUCGCAUUCCUCUCAAAGGCCGGUUUUCCAUCACCCGACUUUGACUUCCGAGUUCCUGGAGUUACCUCAAUCAGCGUGGAUACCCACAAAUACGGUUUCGCUCCAAAAGGCAACAGCGUCGUCCUGUAUCGCACCCCCGAGCUGCGGAGAUAUCAAUACUACAUUUCAGAAACUUGGCCUGGUGGUGUAUAUGGAUCUCCCAACAUGGCCGGCUCCAGACCUGGUGCAUUGAUCGCAGGUUGCUGGGCAAGUCUCAUGCGCAUGGGCGAAGAUGGUUAUCUAGACACCUGUCUGAAAAUCGUCAGCACCGCGAAGCAGAUCGAAGAGGCAAUUCGAACAUCAGACAAACUUCGAAACAGUAUCACAGUUGUUGGAAAGCCCAUGGUUUCUGUGGUCGCGUUCCGGGCAGCUGCGAAUUCAAAAACACCUGAACUAGCAGUGGACAUCUACGAUAUCGCUGAUGCGAUGUCUGCGAAAGGCUGGCAUCUGAAUGCGUUGCAGGAUCCUCCAGCUAUCCACAUCGCCGUAACACUGCCCAUCGUGAGUGCAGUGGACGCCUUGCUCAAGGAUUUGGAGGAUGUGGUCGAGGCUUGCAAGGGUCAGGCGAAGGAUGGAAAGGGCAGCUCUGCGGCGCUGUAUGGUGUUGCAGGCAGCAUACCUGACAAGAGCAUUGUAAGAGAUCUGGCGGUUGGGUUUUUGGAUACCCUGUACAAGACUGCGUAG